Messenger RNA from Gambusia affinis (western mosquitofish), 3120 nucleotides. It is a transcript of the gene slc25a47a, whose product is annotated as solute carrier family 25 member 47a. Lineage: Eukaryota; Metazoa; Chordata; Actinopteri; Cyprinodontiformes; Poeciliidae. The coding region runs from base 1019 to 1930 and encodes 303 amino acids. Gene Ontology annotation, cellular component: mitochondrion. The record is from RefSeq and is a predicted model, not a curated record. Gene Ontology annotation, molecular function: transmembrane transporter activity. Gene Ontology annotation, biological process: transmembrane transport. The transcript is spliced from 6 exons.
CCAAUGCCUUUAUAUAAACCAAACACCUGCAGAAAACAUCAGCAGUGACAUCAGGAGCUAAACUUGGAUUGUAUUUUCAUCCAUAUAUUGUUCAUUGAACUUAAGGAGCCAGUGUAGUCAAGUUUCUUUGUAUAGCACGUCUCAGCAGCAAGGCAGUUCAAGGUGCUUCACAUAAUAAAAUCGGAAAGUUACCAAGUUAUAAAGAAGACACCAUCAACAAUUGAACAGACUUUAAUAUUUCGAUGUCUAUCGCUAAAUACUGCUUCUCCAUGUUUGGUUCUGGUCCUGGUGAAGCAGAGCAGACUUCACCAGGACUCAACAACAGUGACUCCAUAGAGCAGCAAUUCAGUACAGCAAGAGCUCAGUACUCAAAUUGUAUUUCCUGAGAAUCACCACGAAGUACAGUCUCUACUGUGCCCUCUUUAGGAUGGAUAUCGUCAGGUUAGGUCUUCAGAAGACUUGAUAUGAACAAUGUAAAGUCUACACAAUGCUAUUUAUUCCUUCUGACCAACUAAACAGAUUUUUUUAGUCAUGAUUAGUAGGAAAUAUAUCAAGUUAAUAACAACGUCAUUUUUUUAUUCAAUUCAGUUGUUUAAAUCUUUGCAUCUGGUCAAGUACUAUUCAGCAGCAACAAAACAAACUGAAUGCAAAAUGCCUGGACAACUGUAUCCACAUUUCUAGGGAUGCUUUGAAAUUUGCUGACCUGGUCUGAUUGAAUUUGUCCAGGUAAAAAUAAAUAAAUAAAUUACAAAUUAGAUGGUCAGUGAUAUCAAUUUAAAUAGUAGUUUAUUUGAUUUGGGGGUUAUUUUUGAUAUCAAGUCCGGAGAUUGGAUUGUAAAAUGUAACUUGAAUGCACCAUGGUGUUAAAAAGUAACCGUAAAAUACCGCGAAGAAGCGCAAAUGGUUUUGGAAACAUCUCGACGCUUGAUGCGACACUACACCGGCUGUCACGUAACAGCAAAGCAGUCAAGGUUACCGGUCGAGUUUCAGUGUACACAUGGCUUGAUCACUCGACAAGAUGCAUAUCGUGGACUUCGUGUCCGGAUCUGUUGCAGGGGCAUGUGGGGUCACUGUGGGCUUCCCUCUGGACACUGUGAAGGUCAGAAUCCAAACCCAGAAACAGUUCACAGGAGUGUAUCAGUGUGUAUUGGAGACCAUAUCAAAAGAAGGGGUGCACGGCUUCUUCAAAGGCAUGUUGCUUCCCCUGACCACAGUCUCGCUGACGUCCUCAGUGGUGUUUGGCACCUACAGGAACUGCCUGCAGUGCAUGAAGCAGGCAAGGGGAGCUGAAUGGAGUCCAAACACCAAACUGGAAAUCUUCUUGGCUGGGAUGGUUGGCGGUGUAGCUCAGACGUCAGUCAUGUCUCCAGGUGAUAUAGUGAAAGUACGUCUACAGUGUCAGACAGAGUCGACGCGGGAAGGAGCCAACAAGCUCCGACCAAAAUACCGCGGCCCGGUUCACUGCCUGCUGAGCAUCGUCAAAGAAGAGGGCCUCAAGGGGCUCUACAGAGGAACUCUGCCGCUCAUGCUGAGAGACGGCCCGUCGUACGCCACCUACUUUUUGACUUAUGCGACCGUCUCUGAGUGGAUGUCAGGCGGCAGCAAUAAGAAAUUACACUGGACUGGUGUGAUGCUGGCUGGAGGAGUGGCAGGAAUGGCAGGAUGGUCUGUCGGAACGCCCAUGGAUGUGAUAAAAGCUCGUCUGCAGAUGGACGGAGUGCGAGGGCCGAAGCAGUACAAGGGCUUCUUCCACUGCAUCGUGGAGACGGCGAGAACCGAGGGAGCUGCGGUUUUCUUCAAGAGCUUGGGCAUCAACUGCCUGCGUGCAUUCCCAGUGAACAUGGUGGUGUUUUUCACGUACGAGGUUCUCACUGGUUUUCUUCGGACUGGACCGGAAAGUGUCAACUCGCCUCAUGUAAGGCUGGAAUAGGAAAACCUCCUUUUGAUCCAGUGCUCAAUAUUUAGUUUUCCACGAGUGACUGUCUCCCCAAUGAUCACUAAAACUGUUACAUAUCAUCCUUUCAACAACAACAACAAAAAACAUCAGUUAAUGUGUUUUUGGGAAAUUCCAUCAGUGUAGUGUUGCUGUUGACAGAGUGUAUGUGUCUCCGUCUGGCCACUAGAUGGCACCCUCGGCCUGAUUGUUACGACAUAUUCUUUUGCUUUAUGCCUGCAGAGCAUCACAUGUUCUCAAUCUUCCACAACCUGAGACAUAUUUAACUUCAUUCACAACCAUUAAGUGACUUGAAUCAGCUGUCGUUGUUUGGACAGUAUUAGACAUCCGUCCCUAAACAGGCCCUAUGCUUUACUGUUUACUGUUUCGCAAACAAAAUGUUACAAGUGACUCAGACAUAUUCAAACUGGGUGUAAUAAAUUGAACUACAUUAAAAUUAGGAGCGUAUAUUCUACUUUAACAGCAAAUCUUUACUCUUUUUUAAGCCUAAUAAGGAAAUCUGCGGUGUAAUCAAUGGAUUAAACUCAUGUAUUAAUAUUUUCAUUAGUAAUAUAUUAUUUGGUGUAAGGGAAUGGACUCUGUUACAAAGGUAGGGGCAAGCCAGGGUUCUUUAAAUGUUGGAAAUGUGUAACUUGUUAUUUAUUUUUUAUUACUACAAUGAAUGUUGAUUUUGUCUUGUGCAAUAAAGCUUGACAAUACUUUGCGAACCUCUUUAUUAAUGCAUCGGAAGAAUGCAUUGAAGUUUUACACUUCAUUCAAAAUGUCAGCAAGCAGCAAUUGAAAUAUUUAGCAGGGAAACACUUAGUUUGUCUUUGGAGAUUCUGCAGUUAUGAAUAUCAAAUAUGUUGCAGUCAGAAGAUAAAAGGAGAGGCAGCUGAGCCACGCCAACACACAAUUAGUAACCAUGAUGGAAAGAAAUGCGACUGAAGUGCGUUUUUCCAGGUUGCAUGCUUUCAUUUUAUUCUACAGCAUAGUUAAUACAUUUAUGAAGGAUUUUUGCUUUGUUAAUUGCAUAUCAAACUAGUGAUCUUUCUUCUUAUGCCACAUGUCUUGUCUGAAGAAACAUUUAAGAUGUCUGUUAGUUGUAACAAGCCUGCCACUGAGCUUCAGAUAUGGAUUAACUUUAUCCGGCUUUUUGAAUAAAAUAGUUCACUAAAAAUAGCACA